AUGGCCGACACCGAGGAUGCGGGCACAUCGUCCGUCUCCGAGCCCUUAGAUUUGGUGCGCCUGUCGCUCGAUGAAAUCGUCUUCGUCAAGCUGCGCGGCGAUCGCGAGCUCAAGGGCCGUCUCCAUGCAUACGAUAGCCAUUGCAACCUGGUGCUAGGAGAUGUUGAGGAGACCAUCUACGUGGUGGAGGAAGACGAGAACGAGCAAGAGAUCCUCCGAACCAUCAAGAAGCAAGAAGAGAUGCUCUUUGUUCGAGGAGACUCUGUCGUUUUGAUUUCUCCUCAGGCAUAA
Molecule: messenger RNA, 291 nt
Organism: Aspergillus piperis CBS 112811
Lineage: Eukaryota; Fungi; Ascomycota; Eurotiomycetes; Eurotiales; Aspergillaceae
Product: U4/U6-U5 snRNP complex subunit LSM3
Exons: 4
Coding region: 1-291 (96 amino acids)
Biological process (GO): mRNA splicing, via spliceosome; P-body assembly
Cellular component (GO): P-body; U6 snRNP; precatalytic spliceosome
Molecular function (GO): RNA binding
Source: RefSeq, a predicted model, not a curated record